CAGGCGAAACGUGGAAUACGCGUUGUAGUGCGACAAACGCAGAGCGCUGCUGUAACGACGCCAAGUUCUAGCGUAAAAAUAUGUCAUUGAAACCCGUAAUAAAUGCCUCUUCUUUGAUCGAAGAGGUAAAAAAGAGACCGUGUAUUUACGAUCAGAAAGCUGCACAUGGAAAUCAAGAAAUGAAGAUGCAGGCGUGGAGAGAUAUUGGUGUGGCUUUGUUUAAGAAUUGGUCAGGUUACAGUUCGACGGAGAAGGAGGGAAUAAUAAGAGACAUGCAAACCAAGUGGAAAUCCAUAAGAGAUAACUUCUCAAGGCAAUUGAGAAUCCAGGAGCAAGUAAAAGCUGGCGUUUUGUCAGAACCGAGCAAGAAAUAUGUUUAUAUGGAUCAACUUUCCUUCUUAAUAGGUCUCAUACACAAAAGGGAAAGGAUCCAGCUAACUUUGGACGACAGCAGGGACAGCAGCGAUACAGUUUAUGCACUGGAUGACACAAAACCUAUUUGCGCUGUCAGCUCAGCCGAAUCUGUUCAAGAACCGACCCAAUCCGUUCAAUUUGUCCCUAUUCAACCGAAACCCAGUUUUUCUACCAGCACCACCAUCGACUUCAAUCCUUUGAAUACCGAUUGUUCGGAGCCCGCUCUAAAGAGAGUGGCGAGAUCUUUGGAUGAGCUGGUUGCUAUUGAAAAAGACGACAAAGCCGACGAUCCGAUGGGCAACAAAAAAUUCCUAUUGUCGCUGUUGCCGUUUCUCAAAAAACUGCCCGACGAUGUCAAUUUGGAAGUUAGAUUGCAAUUGAUGAGCGUACUGCAGACGUAUACUAGUGGAAAAACGUUCUAAAUUGAUAUUUAAUUCAUAAUUUACUAUCUAAUAAACAAUAAAUUAAUAAAU
Sitophilus oryzae (rice weevil) is the source of this 887-nucleotide messenger RNA. RefSeq lists its product as uncharacterized. NCBI's taxonomy places the organism in Eukaryota, Metazoa, Arthropoda, Insecta, Coleoptera, Curculionidae. Gene Ontology annotation, biological process: regulation of transcription by RNA polymerase II. The transcript has 3 exons. Gene Ontology annotation, cellular component: nucleus; transcription regulator complex. Gene Ontology annotation, molecular function: DNA binding. The coding region runs from base 81 to 836 and encodes 251 amino acids. The record is from RefSeq and is a predicted model, not a curated record.